Molecule: messenger RNA, 3543 nt
Organism: Hyla sarda
Lineage: Eukaryota; Metazoa; Chordata; Amphibia; Anura; Hylidae
Gene: SLC12A9
Product: solute carrier family 12 member 9
Biological process (GO): potassium ion import across plasma membrane; potassium ion homeostasis; cell volume homeostasis
Cellular component (GO): membrane
Molecular function (GO): potassium:chloride symporter activity
Source: RefSeq, a predicted model, not a curated record
AUGACCUCAGAAAGUUCUCCCCUCCUCCAUUACCGCCUCUUCAGCGUGUCCGAUGGGUCCCUGGGGUCUACAGCCUCCGCCCUCUGCGAUGUGGAGCCAACCACAGUGGGCACCACUGGCCCUACCCCACGCAAGCUCUCCACCUUCUUCGGGGUUGUUGUUCCAACUGUCCUCUCCAUGUUCAGUAUUGUGGUCUUCAUGAGAAUUGGUUUCGUGGUGGGCCACGCUGGUCUCCUCCAGUCUCUUCUCAUGCUCUUCGUUGCUUACGCCAUCAUCUGGUUGACGGUGCUCAGCGUUUGUGCCAUUUCUACCAAUGGGGCGGUCCAAGGAGGCGGAGCCUACUUUAUGAUCUCAAGGACCCUGGGCCCAGAGUUUGGCGGCAGCAUUGGACUCAUGUUCUACUUGGCCAACGUGUGUGCGUGUGGAGUUUAUGUUCUCGGUUUGGUGGAAGGAGUUCUGGAUAUCUUUGGGCAGGACUCGUCUGAUCCCACCAAUCGGCUACGGUCCUUGCCCCAGGGUUAUGGCUACAGCUUCCUUUAUGCUAGCGUGGUGCUCCUCCUCUGUCUGUCAGUCUGUCUGGUUGGCGCUUCCAUCUACUCCCAAGCGGCUUUCUUCAUUUUUAUUCUGGUCACCGUGGUUCUUUUGUCCAUUUUGCUCAGUUUUUUAGCCGUUGGGCCACGCCAAAUCACUAUUCGCCAUGGAGGGAAUGUGACUAUGACAGGAGAGUACACCGGACUAAAUAGUACCACGCUGCAUAACAAUCUACAAGCCGACUACUCCUUGGAUUAUACCACAGGAAACAUCAUGAAUUUCGCCACCGUCUUCGCUGUGAUGUUUAAUGGAUGCACUGGUAUCAUGGCUGGAUGUAAUAUGUCUGGGGAACUGAAGCAGCCGAGCCGCGCCAUUCCUAUCGGUACCAUCAUAGCCGUGAUCAUCACAUUCUUUGUCUACCUCAUACUCUUCCUCCUUACAGCUGCGACCUGUGACAGGACAUUGCUGAGAGAAGAUUAUGGAUUCUUUCGGCCUAUCAAUGUCUGGCCUCCAUUUGUCCUAAUCGGAGUCUAUGCCACCUCUCUGUCUGCCUCCAUGAGCACUCUUAUUGGGGCAUCUCGCAUCUUACACGCUCUUGCCAAGGAUGAUCUAUUUGGAAUUCUCCUUGCUCCUGCAAAGCUCAUAUCCAAGGGAGGCAACCCCUGGGGAGCGGUGGUGUAUACCUGGGCCCUGGUGCAGCUGGUUCUGCUGGCCGGAAAGUUGAACACCAUCGCUGGUAUAGUGACGGUUUUCUACCUCAUGGCCUACGCAGCCAUAGACCUCGCCUGUCUUGCACUUGAGUGGGCGUCUGCGCCGAACUUCCGGCCCACGUUCCGUCUCUUCUCCUGGCAUACCUGCCUACUGGGAAUCUUCAGCUGCCUGGUGAUGAUGUUUCUCAUUAACCCAGCGUAUGCCUCUGGCAGCAUUGUCCUACUUCUCCUCCUUUUGGGAUUUAUCCACUUCAGGAGUAGCAGCAGCAGCUGGGGAUACAUCAGCCAGGCCCUUAUAUUCCAUCAGGUCAGGAAAUAUCUGCUGCUUUUGGAUGUUCGCAAGGAACAUGUGAAGUUCUGGAGGCCACAGAUUCUUCUUAUGGUGUCCAACCCGAGGACUUGCUGCCAACUCAUCAAGUUCAUCAAUGAUCUGAAGAAAGGCGGACUCUUCAUCAUGGGUCAUGUAGAAACUGGAGAUUUAGAUACCCUCCCGUCUGACCCGGUGCAGGCACAUUACAGCUUUUGGCUCAGUCUGGUGGAUAAAUUAAACGUUAAAGCUUUCGUGGAUCUGACCCUGAGUCCAUCGGUACGACACGGAACCCAACAGCUGCUGCGCAUCACGGGGUUAGGUGGCAUGAAGCCGAACACCUUGGUUCUUGGAUUCUAUGAUGAUUCCACCCCAGAGGAUUACUUUCUGCAGGACUCUGCCUUCACCCCCGGUCUGUCUCCAAAUGAUGACCCCUUCGGUGUAGACGCCACGUCCUUGCAGGCUCACUUUCCUCCUGUCCGUAGUCCGGAGAGUUCUCACCAUCUGGAACCUAAGGAGUAUGUGGCCAUAAUCUGUGAUGCCCUGAAGAUGCAUAAAAACAUUGUGUUGGCGCGGGGAUUCCCCUCACUUGUGCGGCCGGGAGCUUCCAGCUCCAAUGGGGCCCUAUACAUUGACGUGUGGCCCUUGGAUCUCCUCCGGGCUCAGGCUUGUGCCUACGUAGAUGUCUGCAGUUUAUUUUUGCUCCAGAUGGCGUGCAUCCUGAACAUGGCUGCCUCCUGGCGCCGGUACCAGCUCCGCGUCUUUCUCUGUGUUGAGACAUCAGGUGCCGGCGGUAACAACGGCCUAUUGGCGGCAGAAGUCAAGUUCAGAGAAUUACUGGUCAAGUUGCGUAUCCGAGCUGCCAUCCGGGUGGUGGACUGGGAUCGUGUGGCGGUGCUGCGGGGGCAGGGGGUAGAACAUACAGGCCUUACUCGUGAGCCCAUGUCUGCCGAGUAUCUGAAGGCGGCCAACCAGGCGGUGCUGGAGGAAGGUGGCACGGAGUCCGCUGUGCAGUUCCUCUACCUCCCCCGCCCGCCUGCAGACCCUGCUCUACAUGAACGUUACUUGGAAGAACUGGACGCCCUGACGAUGGGGCUGGGUCCCACACUACUGAUCCACGGCCUGACUCCGGUCACCUGCACUGAGCUUUGAUGGGACCUUCGCAUCUAAUCCUCAAGGACCUUCUGCAGCCUCCUGAAGACAGCACCUUCUAGAACCUUCCAACGCAAUAAUGAACCACUUGCCAUCGGCACCCCCCAUCCUCCAUAGCAGGGUGCCGAUCCUCAGCUCAGUCCCGGUAGUCAUCUACCAGGACUGUGGAGUCUGUCAAACCCUCUAAUAUUUGUUGUCCGCUCCUCCUCCCGUAUAUGAAUACAUUUCCUGUACUUUAUGUAAAUAUUUACGAUACUUCCAUUUAAUAAUAUUAAUAAUUAUUUACAUUUUAUAUAUCUUUUCUACCAAACACCCCUCCUCCCAGAUUUGACUCCACAGACCUGGUCAGGACAUUAUGGCUGGAGAUCAGCAGCAGCCGAUGCUCCUGAUCCCUGGCGUUCAUCUUAUGGCGGUCUGCAGUGAAUUUCUAUCGUCUUUCUCCACUUAAAUUUUAGUUGCUUUUUGAAUGUUUUUGUUGCACUUUACACAGACAGCUGUUUUAUGUUGUCUGGCUCAGUCAUUGGCUGGACUUUAGGGCUGGAUCGGGUGGACCGGAGCUGAGCUUUGUAUAAGAGCGCCCCCCAGGGAUUGUGUGGUUUUAUUUAUUUUUAGUCACGUGUCCUGGGUUACAUCCAAAUCUGCAUCACAACUUUACCGUACCCACUCAGAGCUGCACUCACGAUUCUGCUGCCAUGUCAUAUAGUUGUAAUGUUUGCUAUUCAGUCACAACCAGAGCUGCCCUCAUGAUUUACUCUUCUAUUAUGUCUUACAUUCCGUUAACUCAGUAGUUCAUUUAUGUUGCACUUCAUUCACCUCCAGAGCUGUAUUCACAAUUCUGACGUU